CCUGAUUCCGAAUCUAAAGUGAUUUUCGACCUAUUUUGACUCCUAAUAUCAUUUUCCGGAAAUUGGGGUGGUUCCAUGGCUGUUGGCGAGCAGUGUAUAUCACUGAAGAUGACCCCACUUGUUCAUAGAGUGCAUUUUUUGGUCCAGCAAAUAUCUGGAUCCUUACCCAACGAUUACGUAAGAUACAGGGGUGUUUUCAUCAGAAGUGGGUCACACUGUAUAAAUAGGUAUAGAGGAAUCUGAACAAUGUUGAGAAAGUCUGUUGUGAAUCUUCGCUUCGUCAAGAGAUAUUUUCAUUCCAACGAAACAAGAAUAGGUGUGCUGGGAGUACCCUUUGAAGAGGGCCAACCCAAAGUUGGAGUAGCAAAUGGUCCUGAUGCUAUAAGAAAGGCAGGACUCAUUGAACAACUUACUACAAUACAUGAAAAAGUUGACUUGAAAGACUAUGGAAACAUCAAAUAUGAGAUUAUGGCCGACCUUGUGGAUGAAAUACAACAAAAUAUUCCCAAUAUGAAAGGGUAUGCCCAUGUAGCUUCUUGUAAUCAGAAGUUAUCCAAAGAAGUAGAACGAAUUAUCAGAGAUGGACGAGUAUGUUUGACUCUUGGAGGUGAUCAUGCAAUUGCUGUAGGAACAGUGGAUGGACACAUAAAGGCCAAAAACGAAGAUUUAUGCAUCUUGUGGGUAGAUGCUCAUGCCGAUUUGAAUACGAACAGAACUUCAUCGUCAGGAAACGUCCACGGAAUGCCAAUGGCGCUUCUCGCUUCUGAACUGGCCGACUACUGGCCAUACUUGCCAGGAAUGGACUGGCAGAAACCUGUAAUAUCUAUUAGGAAUGUUGCCUACAUAGGAUUGAGGUCCGUCGACUCUUACGAAAGACUGGUGAUAGACAAACUGGGAAUAACGGCGUUUGGAAUGGAAGAUGUUGAGAAUUAUGGAAUAAGCACGGUUGUGAAGAUGGCUCUGGAUAGGAUUGAUCCAGAACGGAAGAGGUCCAUACAUGUCAGCUAUGAUAUCGAUUCACUCGAUUCUUUGGAGGCUCCUAGUACAGGAACAUCAGUGCGAGGUGGAUUGACAUUGAGAGAAGGAAUCCAAAUAAUGGAAAUGAUCCAUAGCACUGGGCGUCUGGGUGCGAUGGACCUUGUAGAAGUGAAUCCCAGUAUAGGGUCGGAGCAAGAUGUCAAACGAACAGUCGAUGCUGCCAUCCACAUCAUCAUGGCGGCAGUUGGGCACAGCAGGAGAGGUUUGAGACUUAAAGACGUUGAUACAUUGCCAUUACAAACGUUUCCACCAACCCGACAAUUGAUUUGAUCAAUUUGGAUGUUACCUAAUUCAUGAUUUCAUUAUUUAUUAAAUGUUCGAUUCCGAUUCUUUCUAUAGAUAAUGCUAACUGAGAGUAAUAAAAUUUAUCUUUUAUAUAUAUUA
Phaedon cochleariae (mustard beetle) is the source of this 1422-nucleotide messenger RNA. The record is from the annotation of a GenBank genome assembly. Lineage: Eukaryota; Metazoa; Arthropoda; Insecta; Coleoptera; Chrysomelidae.